ACAUCUAUUUUUUAAACACCAAAAAUAGUUAAAAAAGUUAAUUUUGUGAUCAAACUAUCUAUUUACUCCUAAAGAGGAAUGAGGAGAUGGUAAUCCCUCCGUCUCCCUCCCAUGUGAUGGGGGUUCGAUUCCUCAUAGCCCCCAUCCCGUGAUAGGUGGGAGGCCCCUUCUCGUAGUUUAACGUAAAAAAAAAAUAAAAAAAUAAAAAUAAAUAAAAAAAAAUCUAUUUACUCCUAAAAAGCUAAAAUUUUAUGAAGUAUCUAUCAUCUUUUUACCAAACUUAUAACUUACAAGUAUACUUAACAUUUCAUUCUCUCAUCUCUUUAGUCAUAGGUAGAGGUAGGUGCCAAAAUCACACCCGAUCCGAAACCAACCCGAAAAAUAUCCGAUUCAAAUUUGGACUCGCGUGGACAUAAUAAUUUGGCAUGACUCAACUUAAUUUGACCCGACCCGACCUCAUCAGAUCCGAUCCGAUCAUUUGCUCGAGUAUACUACUAGAGUGUGGAUAGGGGGUCGUCCAAGCAUGGUGGACGAUUUGGUUGCGUCCGAUUUUUGUUUGAGUAUUAAUAAUAAUUAGUCGUUGCGUCGGCUUUCUCAAAAACAAAAUAAAAAAAAAUAGUUAAAUAUUGGGAAAUUCUAUGUGGUGGCCUCAAGGAAAUAGUAAAUCUAAAUGGAGGACAAACUUUUUUUUAUAGUUUCUUUAGUGGCAUCCUACAAUUGACAAAUUCAUUUAAGUGGCCUAAUCAUCAAUAUAUGGACUAACCACUUCUUAAUUAAAUCCCUCCCAUUUUCUUAAAUUUUGACUACUACUAGUCUACUAGUGUUGCUCGACAUUAUGAUCAGAUGAAACCUUUUCAUCUUCCAUGAAACUCCCACAAAGUAUACACCCUCUCAUAUUCAACUAAAAAAUCGAAAAAAAAAAAAAAAACCUGAUUCAUUUGUGCGAUUUUUUUGUGAGAUUGUUUAUCAAUUGUGGACGAUUAAAUUGUGGCAAUAUCUCUUUGGUGGUGUGGUUUUUGGGCUGGACUAUUAGGGUUUUAUGAUCGCAUUUUUGAUGAAAUUCGCACAAUCUAAGAGGCUAAUUGUCUAAAAUUUAUCUGCAGAUCAUAACUAAGAAUGGAGCGAGUGAUGGUUAAAUUCAAUUAUAUGAGUAAUGAAGUGAAUGUGUCUAUUGAAGAUGUUAACAAGGUUAUGUGGAUUGAUUUGAUCAUUGAAUGUGAGGAAGGAUUUCGGAAAAAUAACUAUCAUUACCCUGAAUUCCCUAGUUUUCACUACUCCUAUAACAUGAAAGAUGUUGUUAUUACUUCUGAUAGUGAUUUAAUGUCUAUGUUAGAUAGGUUAAGUAGUAGAAAAGUUAUAACAGUUUGGAUUGGUACAUUUGAUAAGGCUAGUGAUUGUGUUAUUGCUGCUAGAAGGCUUGCUAAAUCAAUUGCUAAUAAGAGUCCGAUGGUGAAUAAUGAUUGUGAGUAUACUCCUAGCAUAGAACAUUUCUGGAAUGACAUCGAGAUAGAGAAUGAUUUAGAAAAAAGAGAAAAAAAGGGUAAGGGUAAAGCUAAAAAACCUAGAAAGUUAACUAUCAAGAGGAAGCUUGAACUUGCUAGUACUAAACACAACACUGUCCAACAACAAUCUUUCUCUAAUGCACCACUUGUAAUUAAACAGCCAUCACCUACUCCUUUACAUUCCUUAAGUGUUUCAAAUAACUCAGCUUUAAUCCUUCACAAAAUACCUAAGACCACGGCAAGGAAGAGGGGCUUACUUAACACCCAAAGAGAGAUUGAUGCUAUGGUUGUCAUAGAGGAGGAGUUUAAUGCAGCAGUUAGGUGUAGGCACGCUAGUGUAGAUCAGCAUGAUGAUGAAAAUAGGCAGCCUAUCAAUGUUUAUGAGCGGGGUGAAACUAGUACAGUUGUACAUGAUAGGAAUGAGAAUGGUGAUGGUAUGACUGAAGAUAAUGUUGACAGAGAAGAUGAUGAUGAUGAAUAUGAGGAUGAUGAAGAAAUGGGGAACAUACAUGACACCUAUGAUCCAUAUAUGUCUGACAUGUGGCUGAGGGAUUUGAUGAUGAUGAUAAGAUGAUGAUGAUAACUACUUUAGUAGGAUGUAUAAAAAUGGUGAAUUUGUAACUAAUGCUGAAUUUGGGAACAUUGUUCUUAAUCCUUGGAUGAUAUUCAGUGAUAAGUAACAUUUUUUGUCAGUAUUUAGGGAUUACUGCAUACAAUGUGGUUUUGCAGUAGUAGUUGAUAGGAGUAGUACAAAGAGGUUCACUGCUUCUUGUCUUGAUUUACAUUAUGAAUGGCGAAUUCAUUCAAGCAGGCUAGUACAUGGAGUUACUUGGGCUAUUAAGAGCAUUAAGAACUUUGAACACACUUGUAGAGGUCUUGAUGAGAGGAAUCCUUUGGUGGAUGUAAAAUGGGCAGCAGAAAAACUCAUGGAAGAUAUCAGAGCAAAUAAUGAUAUAUCUGGAAAGACAUUAAAUGAACUUCUUUGGAGUAGAUACGGAGUUAAGAUGGCAACCAGUACUCUAUACAAGACGAGAAGGGUAGCUUUGAGGGAAAUUAAUGGAGGUCAUGACAGUUCAUAUGGAUAUUUGCCCAAGUAUUGUGAGAUGGUGAAAACUACCAAUCCAGGAUCAGCAGCCUUUUGUGCAUGGACACCAGUUAAUCAGCCAGCCAACUGUUACGCCUAUGUUCUCUAGCAUUUUCAUUUCCUUUAAGGGUGCUAUUGAUGGUCUUGCUACAAGGUGUAGGAGCCUAAUUGGGGUUGACGGAGCUCACUUGAAAGGAAAUUUUGGUGGGGUGCUUUUGUCUGCAGUAGCCUUAGAUGGAAAUAAUGAAUUGUUUCCAUUUGCAUGGGCUAUAGUAUCUAGGGAAGAUGGUGAUAGUUGGAGGUUUUUUUUCUGGCACUUGAAAGAAAUUCUGGUAAAAUGUGGGAGAGGUAAUUACUGGUGUAUUAUUUCAGACAGACAAAAAGGGAAUAGAUGUUGCAUUAACUGAUCAAUGGCCAGAAGUCGAUAGGAGAUAUUGUUGUAAGCAUUUGGUGAAAAAUUGGAAGAGUUCAUUUCCCGGACCACUAAUGUAUUCAUUGUUUUGGCUAGCUUGCAGUGCCACUUCUCCUUUCACAUUUAAAAAGGCAAUGGAAAGAAUUCAGAAAGUUAAUCCAGAUGCUUGUGUUUGGUUGUCUAAUUUGGGGGAUCAGUCAAGAUGGACAAGGCAAAAAUUUGAUCCCAAAAUUUGCAGUGAUGAGAACAAGACAAAUUUUGUAGAGAGUUUAAAUGCCACUUUGGGAGUGGAUAAUGCAUGCCUGUAUUGACACUUUUGGAAGGAAUAAGAAGAAUGUGCAUGGUUAGACUAGUAACAAAAAGACAGAAAUGCAAGGAUUGGAAUGAGUAUGAGCCAUGCCCUAAUGCAGUGAAGAGGAGAACUUGCAAAUCUUAUCAAAAUAAAGAAGGUGAGUAUGAAGUGAGAGAAGGAAAAUCAAUGCUACCUAUAUCAUUGAACAACAAAACAUGCAUAUGUGGGGCAUGACAAAUAUCAGGACUCCCUUGCAGACAUGCACUAGGAGCAAUAAUGUCUUCUGGAUUGGACCCAUACAAAUUUUGCUAUACAUGGUACUCGGUGCAAAUUUACAAACAAGCAUACGGGAAUUCAAUCAACUCCAUCCCUAAUUACGAGCAUUGGCUAGAGAUAGAUAGACCAACUAUACUACCACCACAAGUGAAAAGAGGUAUUGGUAGGCCAUCUGAUGAACCAAAUAAAUGGAAACGGUCAAUAAUUGUGCAGUGCCAGAAAUGUAAGAGUUAUGGUCAUAAUUCACAAACGUGUAAAGGUGGAUUAACAGCCAAAGAAAGAAGUGCUGCAGAUGGCACUAAGAUUGCAAAGGCAAAAGAAAAUAGGGCUGCUAAAUCUGCACCACAUGCUGCUUGUACAGGAGAGUCAUCACAAACUGCAUCCGAAGAUCCAAGUAGCCAACUUGUUACUGCUUCAAACAGGGGUGGGAAAGGGAAGAAAAAAGUCUGAGUUUUCAUUGAAUAUGUUGAACAAAUUUCCGAACUUUGGUGUAAUUUUUUGUUGAGACAAACUAACAGUAGCUUUGUUUAGUAUUUUGAUUUGGCAGUAGCUUUGCUAUGUUUAAAUGUAGUUUUUUGAGGUGACGGUAACUUUGCUCAAUUGUUAUGAAGUUUGCCUUUUUGAGAACUUGCUCAA
Messenger RNA from Chenopodium quinoa (quinoa), 4202 nucleotides. RefSeq lists its product as uncharacterized. The transcript is spliced from 4 exons. The record is from RefSeq and is a predicted model, not a curated record. Lineage: Eukaryota; Viridiplantae; Streptophyta; Magnoliopsida; Caryophyllales; Amaranthaceae. Bases 1117 to 2076 code for a protein of 319 amino acids.